Molecule: messenger RNA, 2246 nt
Organism: Poecilia latipinna (sailfin molly)
Lineage: Eukaryota; Metazoa; Chordata; Actinopteri; Cyprinodontiformes; Poeciliidae
Gene: tgfb5
Product: transforming growth factor, beta 5
Exons: 7
Coding region: 114-1358 (414 amino acids)
Biological process (GO): transforming growth factor beta receptor signaling pathway; regulation of cell population proliferation
Cellular component (GO): extracellular region
Molecular function (GO): growth factor activity; transforming growth factor beta receptor binding; cytokine activity
Source: RefSeq, a predicted model, not a curated record
AGGUGGAAAAAGUUGAGACUGUUUGCGCUUUUGGAUCACAUUUCCUGCGCGUUUGGUUCGGAGACGCAGCCUCGCCGUUCAGGGAGAUCAUUUCUUCCCUCAUCCCCUCGACCAUGUGGCUCCCCUUCCUCGCCCUCCUGCUCCUUCUGCGGCUCUCCGAGGGGAUCAACACGUGUCAGUCCAUCGACCUGGACGCGCAGAAGUCGCGGCGCAUCGAGGCGGUGCGCGGCCAGAUCCUCAGCAAGCUGCGCAUCCGCAGCCCGCCGGAGGACGACGACGAUCCGCCGUCGGGCUCCGUGCCACCCGAGGUCAUGCUGCUUUACAACAGCACGCGGGAGCUGCUGAAGGAGCGCACGCGGCUGGCCGAGUCCGCCUGCGAGCGCGAGAGCAGCGAGGAGGAUUAUUAUGCCAAAGAGGUGCAGAGGAUCGACAUGCAGCCCCCCCGCACCGACUCCAAUGCCUUGCAGCCGGCGGCACCGAACCUCUACUACCGAGUGGUCCACUUUGACGUGAGGGAUGUGGAUCUGAUCAACAGCACCCUGGUCAAGGCUGAGUUCAGGAUCUUCAGAGCUCCCAACCCACAGGCUCGGGCCUCGGAGCAACGAGUGGAGCUCUACCAGAUACUGAAGCCAGAGGAAGACAGCACGUCCACUCAGCGCUACAUCGACUCUCGGACCGUCCAGCUGAGAGCUAAAGGAGCCUGGCUCUCCUUGGACGUCACAGAAACAAUCAAAGACUGGGUGUCAGAUCCAGAAAACAAUCUUGGCCUGAAGCUGGGCGUCCACUGUCCCUGCUGCACCUUCGUCCCAUCCACCAACAACAUCGUCCCUAACAAGAGCGAGGAGCUGGAGGCGCUGUUCGCUGGUGUCGAUGACGAGCGGCUCCGUCAGAUGAGGAAGCCCGGUCAGGUUAAAGGCCAGCCGGAUUUCAGCACCAAGACGCCACACCUCAUCCUCACCCUGCUGCCCAGCGACCGAGUGGACAACCCGGCCAAGAAGAACCGUAAGCGGCGGGCGGCAGCCACAGAGACCACAACCUGCUCCCGAGGGUCGGAGCAGGGCUGCUGCCUGCGCUCGCUCUACAUCGACUUCAGGCGGGACCUCAACUGGAAGUGGAUCCACGAGCCAAAAGGUUACAAAGCCAAUUUCUGCGCUGGUAACUGUCCGUACCUCUGGAGCGCCAACAACCACUACAACAUGAUCCUGCCGCUGUACAACAAGCUGAACCCGGAGGCCUCCGCCUCCCCCUGCUGCGUCCCUCAGGACCUGGAGCCCCUCACCAUCAUGUACUUCAUCGGCCGCACGCCUCGAGUUGAGCAGCUCUCCAAUAUGGUGGUCAAAUCCUGCAAGUGUCGCUGAUAAAAGCAGAGGAGAACUCUGCAAACUGAGAUGGAUCCUUCCUGGCAGACUGACUCAGACGUCAGGAUUUUUUUUUUUGUUCCUCACAGUCAUGCUUCACUCUCUGGAACUUUCCGUUUGACGUUGGACCCUGUAAAUAUGACUACAUAGGUUUAUUAAACGUGUGUUUCUGUAUAUUAAAACUCAGAAAAGCCUUUGUUUUUCCAUCAGCACCGAGCCUCAGGUAGCCACACCCAGAUGUGUUUGUUCUAAGCUUAAAGGUGUUAAUUUGAAUCCGGCGGCGGCGAGGUGAGGCCUUGCAGACUCUGCAGAGAUGAAAAAGCGAAGGAGGGCAGGGAGCAGAUAGGAAAGAGAGGCAGGAGCCGCGUCCAGGCGGGGGCCCUGCCAGCUCUCUGCGGUCCCCAGGCUGAAAUCUGCCCGCCGUAAACAGGAUGUGAAAGGUUUCCAGACACCGACCCGACCACUCACGGAACGCCAGAUUUAAACGCUCCCCUCGCCUCUUCUCCUUCUCUCCCUCUUUCUCUGUGCGUCGCUCGAGGUUCUGGGAUUUGUGGUGGGAGGAGAGAGGGAGAAAAGAGAGGCUUUGAAAAUGAGACGUGGGAUGAUAGGGCCGCAUUUGGAACGGCUACACGUUUGGAAGGUGGUAUUUUGCAGCCGUGGCAAAUUUGUAACUAUUCAGGCCUGGCGCAUGCGUCUCAUAAUCACACUCCCUGUUUUUCAUCGUGCAAUCAUUAUCUUAUUAUAAGAGGGCGGCCUUCCUGCUCUCUUGAUCAUAUUCUGUGGCACCUUUUGUUUUCCAAGCUCCUCCUUGAUUUAGAGUCUCCAAGCAUCCACACUGACCACUGUUGAUAAAAUAUCUAAAUGCUGGAAAUAAAAAUAAAAAACAUC